Messenger RNA from Hyla sarda, 5544 nucleotides. It is a transcript of the gene NAA16, whose product is annotated as N-alpha-acetyltransferase 16, NatA auxiliary subunit. Gene Ontology annotation, cellular component: NatA complex; cytoplasm. NCBI's taxonomy places the organism in Eukaryota, Metazoa, Chordata, Amphibia, Anura, Hylidae. Gene Ontology annotation, molecular function: protein-N-terminal amino-acid acetyltransferase activity; protein binding. The transcript has 19 exons. Bases 86 to 2569 code for a protein of 827 amino acids. The record is from RefSeq and is a predicted model, not a curated record. Gene Ontology annotation, biological process: N-terminal peptidyl-methionine acetylation.
AAUCAGUCGUCUGUAGUGCGGCCUCCGAGAGAGGGGGAUUCUUCCUGGAGACCCCCGAGAGGGGCGGGCGGAGCGCAGAGACAUCAUGCCGAUUGUCACCCUUCCCCCCAAGGAGAACAACCUCUUUAAGAGGAUCCUGAAAUGCUAUGAACAAAAGCAGUAUAAGAAUGGACUGAAAUUUUGUAAGAUGAUCCUCUCCAAUCCCCGGUUUGCUGAACAUGGAGAGACACUGGCAAUGAAAGGGCUGACAUUGAAUUGUCUGGGAAAGAAAGAAGAAGCUUAUGAGUUUGUACGAAAAGGUCUACGCAAUGAUGUGAAAAGUCAUGUCUGUUGGCAUGUCUAUGGCCUUCUUCAGAGGUCUGAUAAAAAGUACGAUGAAGCAAUCAAGUGUUACAGGAAUGCUCUUAAACUGGACAAGGACAAUUUGCAGAUACUGCGGGACCUUUCAUUAUUACAAAUACAGAUGAGGGACUUGGAAGGAUAUCGAGAAACCAGAUAUCAGCUUCUUCAGUUGCGUCCCAUGCAAAGAGCAUCAUGGAUCGGCUAUGCCAUUGCGUAUCAUUUAUUAAAAGACUAUGAGAUGGCCUUAAAAUUGCUUGAGGAAUUCCGGAAGACUCAGCAGGUACCCCCAAAUAAAAUAGACUAUGAAUAUAGUGAAUUAAUCCUGUACCAGAACCAGGUAAUGAGAGAAGCGAACCUUUUCCAAGAGUCCCUGGAUCACAUUGAGGUUUAUGAGAAACAAAUCUGUGACAAGCUUCAGGUGGAAGAAAUCAAAGGUGAAGUUUACUUAAAACUUGGAAGAUGGAAAGAGGCUAGUGAAGCAUUUCGAGAACUUAUUAACCGCAAUCCUGAAAACUGGAAAUACUAUGAAAAUGUGGAGAAAGCUUUGCACCCUGCCACCGCUGAAGAACGACUUGAAAUCUAUGACGAAUUCUGUAAGCGGCAUCCAAAAGCUGUUUCCCCCAGAAGAUUGAUCCUAAACUUCAUUACAGGCAGCAAGUUUAGAGAACGAAUGGAUAAGUUCUUAAGAAUUAACUUUAGCAAAGGCUGCCCGCCAUUGUAUACAACCUUAAAAUCACUGUACAGCUCUGCAGAAAAGGUGUCAGUAAUUCAAGAGCUUGUCAUUGGAUAUGAAAAUACAUUGAAAACAUGUGGCUUAUUUAACUCUGAAGGUAAGUUUUCUCCGGACGGUAUGUUGUUGGGACAAUUAUAUUAUUGGAUCCGUCCUCAUAUAGGAAACCUUAAAGAAGCUGCCAAGUGGAUGGAUGAAGCUCAGUCUCUAGACACUGCAGACCGAUUUAUUAACUCCAAAUGUGCAAAGUACAUGUUACGAGCCAAUAUGAUCCAGGAAGCAGAGGAGAUGUGCUCAAAGUUUACAAGGGAAGGGACACCGGCCAUGGAAAAUCUAAAUGAGAUGCAAUGUAUGUGGUUCCAGACUGAAUGUGCCUCCGCUUACCAGCAACUGGGAAAGUAUGGGGAAGCACUAAAGAAAUGCCAUGAAAUUGAAAGGCAUUUUUUUGAAAUAACCGAUGAUCAAUUUGACUUCCACACAUAUUGUAUGAGGAAAAUGACCCUGCGUGCCUACGUGGAUCUUCUACGGCUGGAAGAUGUAUUGCGACGGCAUGCAUUUUACUUCAAGGCAGCGCAGACUGCCAUAGGAAUCUACCUAAAGCUGCAUGAAAGACCCUUAUUGAAUGAGAGCAAAGAGCAGGAAGUCAAUUCAGAAAACCUUUCUGCAAAAGAGCUUAAAAAAGUGCUAAGUAAGCAAAGAAGAGCUCAGAAGAAAGCCAAAUUGGAAGAAGAGAGGAAGCAUGCAGAGAGAGAACGUCAGCAAAAAAAUCAGAAGAAGAAGAGGGACGAAGAGGAAGAGGAGACCAGCGGACCUAAAGAGGAGCUAGUUCCUGAGAAGCUGGAGAGGGCUGAAACCCCAAUAGAAGAAGCAAUCAAGUUUCUUACACCAUUGAAAACCCUUGUAUCUAACAAUAUAAAAACACAUUUAUUGGCAUUUGAGAUCUAUUUUAGAAAAGGCAAAUUCCUCUUGAUGUUGCAAUCUGUCAAAAGAGCAUUUUCUAUUGAUAGCAACAACCCAUGGUUGCAUGAGUGUUUAAUACGCUUCUCGAAAUCAGUGUCAGAUCACAGUAAUCUGCCGGACAUAGUGGUUAAAGUACUUUUACAUGAGAUGAAGAAUAUCUUUACCAACAAGAAUCUGGAGAGCUUCAAUGAAGAGUUUCUCAAAAACCAUUCUACCUCCAUUCAGCAUUUGCUUUCAGGGGCAAAAAUGAUGUAUUAUUUGGACAAGUCAAGACAAGAGAAGGCAAUUGCCAUAGCUACCAGACUUGAUGAAACUUUAAAUGAUCGGAAUGUACAGAAUCUGACAAGGGUCUUGGAAGCACUUCUUGAUGGAAGCUUUGGAAGCUGUAAUACUCGCUACGAGGAGUACCGUGCAGCCUGCCAUAAACUGUUCCCCUUUACCCCUGCCUUUAUGCUGUCUGCAAAUGAAGAAGACUGUAACACCGUUCAGAUAAACGAUACAGCACUUAACCAUGAUGUGCUCUGCAAUGAAAUGUAACAAGACUUCAGGAAACAAAUGUUCAGGGUUCACAUGCAUUAGGAUGCAUGGCACAUAGGAAUGUGGUUCGCUUUUUGACCUUGGCCUUUCAUCCUUUCUCUCUGAGCCUCCCAAAGAAAGGCCAAUAAAUGACAUAGGUCGAUAUCUCUCAUAUGUACAACUGUACAGUUUUCAGCCAUUUAUUUGGAUUACGGAAGGAGAUAUUUUGUUUCUUCUGCAAUAUGAACAUGAAACAGGGCAAAAUGCUUUCCUAGAAUGUUGCAACUGUAGACUAAUAUUGACAAUAUUUCGUGUCAUGUAGCAGUUCUAGUUGAGAAAGAAAUACUCUUAGCUUGAAGGUUUUUACAUUUUGGGGGGGUGGAUUUUAGAAACAGUUGUAAUUUUUAUGGCUUCUCUUUUAAGUGAAGCAUCACGUGUCAUUGACCCAUGUAGGUAGCACUGAUAUACUGUGCUGCUUCUUGGUGUAUAUAUGUUUGCCAACCAUACACUUCAACUCCAUAUGUUUCAGUACAGAUGGCAUCGCAACGUAUCACCGAAGCAAUAUCAAAAUGGAGUGGCUGUAUUUUCCUGUAACUCUUGUGUGUUGUGAAAAGAGUUUUUUUUUUUAUCGGUUGUGUUUAAAUCCGUCAUCCGCUGUCAUUGAGUGCUGGUUGUUUCUCUUUUAUUGUUCAGACUCCUGAUUUUUGUUGUGUUAAGAAUGAGUUCAGCCCCUGUUUAAGACAAAUGGUAAAAAUUCUCAUGUUAUAUUUGUUCAGAAUCCUGAGGUUAUUCUUAGAUAAGAUUUUAUCCUUCAUAGAUAAUCCUGUAAACUUGAACACAAUUUUUAUUGGUUAAUUUCUGUACUGAUUCAUUUCUUAGCUUUUCUGAUUCAGAUAUGUUGCAUAGACUGACUGGCUGUACCCCCACUAGAAUUAGGUUAACACUUAAUGCAUGCUGUUAUACAUUUGGAAAGAAAAUGGGACAUCUUAAGUGUCCCUGUCAUUUCAAAAAACUUUUGACCUGUUCAUGAGACCCCCACCGAUGAGGAGAAUGAGUGGGGAGAAUGCUUUAAAGGGGUACUCCGCUGCCCCAGCGUUUGGAACAUAUUCCAAACUUUUGGAGCGGGCGGCAGGGGUUGUGACACGACCACGCCCCUCGUGAUGUCAAGCCACACCCCCUCAAUGCAAGUAUAAUGGAGGGGGCAUGACAGCCCCCCCGUGAUCUUGCACGCAGCACCCCGUUUAUAAUCAGUCCCCGAAGCGUGUCCGCUCCGGGUCUGAUUACCGGCAACCACAGGGCAGAUGGCGUGUGCUGUCACGCCCCCUCCCAUAGGCUUGCAUUGAGGGGCGGAGCGUGAUGUCACACGGGGGUGGAGGCGUGACGUCACACGCCGUCGCCCCUGUGGUCGCCGGUAAUCAGACCCAGAGCAAACACGCUUCUGGGACUGAUUAUAAACGGGGUGCCGAGUGCAAGAUCACGGGGGUCCCCAGCGGCGGGACCCCCGCGAUCAGGCAUCUUAUCCCCUAUCCUUUGGAUAGGGGAUAAGAUGUCUAACACCGGAGUACCCCUUUAAAGUAAAGCAGUGUGUAGUAAGCUCCCUCUAGUGGUGGCUAUAGGUAUGUCUGUGCAUAAGCACCAUCUAUUUAAAUCACAUAUUAAAGAGGUUAUUCCAUUUAUUAAAAUUGCCUGGGAUUGUGUCAAAAAGAAAAGAAAAAAAACUAUACCCAUUUAAUCCUCACCACUCCCCAUCAGCCAUGCUGUUCCUCCCUAUAAGCCUUGUUAUAUGGCUGCAGUAAUGAUGUGGCUCUUAGCCAGUGAUAGCUGCAUCAGUGAUGUGGGUAUUUCAGCACAUCAUCACCGUAGCCAUCUAAACAAAUCCGGGGGAAUGGAGUGGCAGCACUGGAUGCUUUGAGGAAUAAGCGGGUUAGUAGAACUUCUUUUAAUUCUAGCACGAUCCCAAGCACUGAGCAAGUAGCCCAAGAAUUUAUCGGCAGCCUUCGGGCCCUAAAAAAUAACAACGUGGUAAAAAGUGGACAUUGACUCUAAAGAUGAACAUACAGCAUGAUCUCCUGCUACAAUAACCCUCCAGUCUGGAUCCAGUUGAACUGGUACAUUAGAGAAUUACAUAAUAUGCAUUUUCUUAAUUUAAUGUUUUAUUUAAACCCACUUUAUUAGAAAGUAGAACCAUCCCAGGAGGUUCUGUCUGUUGAAUACAGCUGAUGUACGGUAAAACCUAUGAAACCUACAGAAGGACACCUUAUCCAACACCUUAUCCAAACCAGAUUGAGUGUGAUAGAUUUCUGAGUUAACUAUACAUCGUGCAUAAUGGCCAUUUUCACCGUACAUUACUUUUUUUCUGGCAAUGUAUUUUUUUUAGACUGGCCAUUAAAGGGGAAGUCUCAUACCUGAAAUUACAGAAAAACAUAUUUCCUAUCUGCAGAAUAGGGGAUAUGUUUUAGAUCACGGGAGGGUCUGUCCGCUGGGCCCACCACAGUAUGGGGCCCCGGCUCUCCCCCAGAGCAGUGCAUUACCACCCGCAGCGGGGGCCGCUACACCACCUUCAUACAUCUCUGUGGGAGAGCCGUUCGGCAAUCUUCAUCUCUCCCAUAGAGAUAUAUGAAGGGGACGUGACAGAAGAAAAGUCAUAACAUAACAUGCUCCACUGUGUGGUGUGAUAUUUUCCUAUAAAUCCAUUGCUUCUAGGACAGAUACGCAGUGUAUCAGAGCUUGUUCUAUUGAUCCAUGCUCCUGUUUCAUCCUCUUAAUUUACAGCAAACAAGAAUUUUUUUCCAUUUACUGAUUUAAAACAGAGCUCUUCUAAAGGGUUGAGUGGAAACACAAAGAGGAAUUACCAAAGCCAAUAUUCUGACAUACAUAACUUGCAAAUUUGGCAUAGCUUGCAUUUGCGCAAAUAUUUCUCUGGUCAUUUAAAGGGGUACUCUGGUGGAAAACUUUUUUAUUUAUUUUUUUAAAUCAACUGGUGCUAGAAAGUUAAA